This is a messenger RNA of Sarcophilus harrisii (Tasmanian devil), 1479 nucleotides long. It is a transcript of the gene ECHS1, whose product is annotated as enoyl-CoA hydratase, short chain 1. Gene Ontology annotation, cellular component: mitochondrion. Gene Ontology annotation, molecular function: enoyl-CoA hydratase activity. The transcript has 8 exons. Gene Ontology annotation, biological process: fatty acid beta-oxidation. Lineage: Eukaryota; Metazoa; Chordata; Mammalia; Dasyuromorphia; Dasyuridae. The record is from RefSeq and is a predicted model, not a curated record. Bases 67 to 939 code for a protein of 290 amino acids.
GGGGGCGGAGUCACGGCCGAGGUUAUCCUGGCAGUGCCCGACCGUGCCCGUGGGAGCCCGUGCGCUAUGGCCUCUCUGUCCACGCCGAUGCUCCGCGGGUCCGCCCUGCUCCGCCGCUGCCCUCGGCUGCCCGCGGCCCGCAGCUACGCGGCGGGUGGUAACUUUGAAUACAUCAUUACAGAAAAGAAAGGAAAGGCAAAUAAUGUGGGACUGGUUCAAUUGAACCGACCAAAGGCCCUGAAUGCACUUUUCCAACCCCUGAUAAACGAGCUCAACCAGGCCCUGAUGACAUUUCAGAAGGAUCCAUCUAUAGGAGCCAUAGUUCUGACAGGUUCAGAAAAAGCAUUUGCAGCUGGAGCAGACAUCAAGGAGAUGUGUGAUAAGACUUUCCAGUAUUGUUACUCGGGGAAGUUAUUAAAGGACUGGGACAUCAUCACCCAAAUCAAGAAACCAGUCAUAGCUGCUGUCAAUGGUUAUGCACUGGGGGGAGGUUGUGAGCUUGCUAUGAUGUGCGAUAUCAUCUAUGCCGGUGAGAAGGCUCAGUUUGGACAGCCAGAAAUCCUGCUGGGGACCAUCCCAGGUGCUGGAGGAACUCAGAGACUUACCCGGGUAGUUGGAAAGUCUUUGGCAAUGGAGAUGAUCCUUACAGGUGACCGAAUCUCAGCCCAAGAAGCCAAGCAAGCAGGCCUUGUUAGCAAAAUUUUCCCUGUGGAGAAGCUGGUUGAAGAAGCCAUCCAAUGUGCAGAAAAAAUUGCCAACAAUUCUAAAAUUGUAACAGAAAUGGCCAAAGAUUCAGUGAAUGCAGCUUUUGAGAUGACAUUAGCAGAAGGACUUAAAUUGGAGAAGAAAAUCUUUUACUCAACCUUUGCCACUGAUGACCGGAAAGAAGGAAUGAGUGCAUUUGUGGAGAAGAGGAAGGCCGACUUUAAGGACAAAUAAUCACAGAAUUUUGCUUGAGAAGUGGCAAAAAGAUUUAUAUUUUUCUUUAGAAAUUACUUUUAAAAAUCAAAAUAAAUCAUAGCUAUUGUACACAGGUAAAUAAUAAGUGACACAAUGUGCCUCUCUUAGGACUAUAGCAUUGCUUCAGAAGACUUUGUUCAGGGCAUCCUUUGCUGAUUCAGAGAGCAUGUCCUUCUAUAUUUCGGUGCACCAGAAUCCAAGGUGUUGUCUCAAGACACUGAAGUUAUUUAUUUGCCUUAAUGGAUCUGUCUCUCUGCAUCAUGAUUAACGCCAAAGCCAGGUGCAUUUUUACCAAUAUGAUCUUAUUGUCUACUGUUAGGUCAGAAAUUCUUCACUGGAAGCCUUUGUGUUGUGUAUUAAAACAACUUCACUUGACAUAAGGGACUAAGAGUAUGAAACCAGUCUCUUUGUAUUCACCAUCAUUUGAAUGUAAUCUUGUCAGCAUGAAAAAGAUUUCCUUCAUGUUUAUUCAAAUUAUAUGAAUAAGCCAUUGACUAAAAUGAUUUUUUAUUCAUUAUA